Messenger RNA from Anopheles aquasalis, 837 nucleotides. Its product is annotated as elongation of very long chain fatty acids protein AAEL008004-like. Gene Ontology annotation, biological process: fatty acid elongation, saturated fatty acid; very long-chain fatty acid biosynthetic process; fatty acid elongation, polyunsaturated fatty acid. The record is from RefSeq and is a predicted model, not a curated record. Gene Ontology annotation, molecular function: fatty acid elongase activity. NCBI's taxonomy places the organism in Eukaryota, Metazoa, Arthropoda, Insecta, Diptera, Culicidae. Gene Ontology annotation, cellular component: endoplasmic reticulum membrane.
AUGACGACGACGGCCAUGGGUUUACUAUUCAAGAAUUACAAAGAACUAUUCUUCGAGCGACGAGAUGAACGAAGCGCCCAACUUCCUUUAGCUGGAUCACCAAUACUGAUUGUAGGAUUAGUAGUUGCUUACCUAUAUUUUGUACUACGAUGGGGCCCACGCUACAUGUCUAAUCGUAAACCAUACGAUCUUCGAAAUGUGAUCAAGGCAUACAAUCUAUUUCAAGUCAUUGCCAAUAGCAUUCUGUUCCUGCGAAUCUUUUAUAAUGUGUUUGUGCAGUACAAUGAAUUUUCAUUUCAUUGCCAAUUGAUCGACUACUCAAGAUCACAGCGAGGGAUGGAUGAAGUAUUUUUCAGUUACGCAUACUUCGGGCUUAAACUUCUGGAUCUGGCCGAUACGGUGUUCUUCGUCCUGCGCAAAAAGCAAUCACAUGUUUCAUUUCUGCAUGUCUAUCACCACUCACUAAUGGUGAUUACUACCUAUUGUGCACUUACUUUUGUUCCUGGUGGUCAUGUUCUUAUGCUAGGCCUAUGGAACACGCUUGUCCAUGCAGUCAUGUACUUCUACUACUUCCUCACAUCAUUGGGAACAACGAAAAACAACAUUUGGUGGAAACAACAUCUUACUCGGCUACAACUUAUUCAAUUUAUACAUAUCGCUUUCCAUUUUGGGCGUCCACUUUUGUCGGGUGACUGCCAAUUUCCAACAUUUUGGUUAUGGUAUGGCUUCUUACAGGCCAUUUUUGUACUAGCAUUGUUUCUCGAUUUUUAUCUUAAAGCAUACAGCAGCCAUCAAAGAAAGGGCAUAUCAAUUUAUAAGCAGCAUAAAACUUGUUAA